Messenger RNA from Rotaria sordida, 1444 nucleotides. The record is from the annotation of a GenBank genome assembly. Lineage: Eukaryota; Metazoa; Rotifera; Eurotatoria; Philodinida; Philodinidae.
CAUUUUUAUGACAAAAUGUUUGCUGAAAGAUAAAAGUUGAUGGUAAAUGGUGGGCCUAUUAUAACAGUGCCUACCAGUAUAUCAGUUCUCCUCGCCACUAAAUCAAAUAAUCAAUUGUUGAUUCAUAUAUAGGAUUGAAGCCCUAUAAAAAAGCCAUCAAAUGCUUAAUUUUACAACCAAUUUUUAUAAUCAAUUUAUUCGAAAAUUGAGUCGAUUACGAUAGGGUCGAUUAUUGAAUUAAUGACCAAAAAUGGGUUACUUUGCUAAUGACUUUUUGCUUUGGAAAUUCGAUCGAAACCCUAUGAAAAUAGUGUUAAAAUGCUAAUUUCAACAUACUUUUUCAAUUGAUAUAUGUUUCAAUGAGAUUGGUAGAGAAAAGUCCUAUGGACCGAUUUGGCUUCUUAUGCGCCCCCGUCCUUUGAAUUUGAAUUUUUUCAUUAAUUUUAUUUUUAUUUAAAUUAUUUUACUUUUUUUUUCUAAGAACAUUUGAUGAAAAUCUUUUAUAUUAAAACAUUUUAAUAGCAUCUCCAUGAUUACAAAUAUUCGAGAUGAAAACCUUUCAUGUUCAACAGCAUUGAUUUAUAUAUACAUUGACUCAAGGAUGUGGCGAUUGUGGGAUGUGCGGAGGUGCACACCCUUCCACUUUUAGAAAAUUUUUGUUUUUCUUCAGCCAAAAUCGUAGUUUUCAUUUUAAAAAAAAAGAUCUUAAAAAGAAGAAAAAAGAUUCAACACCCCCUCACUUUUCAAAAAAUAGUAUAUGCGGCUUUUCAAAAUUUACAAAACUUCCUGACAAUCCCUCACUUUUUUUUUUCUUUGCUCCAUCCCUGCAUUGACUUUUAUUCGAAUGGAAUAUUAAUUGUUUUUACAUACUGAGUUUUCAUUGGUUCUCAUUUAGACAAUGUCCGUCAUGCGAAUAUAUGUUCAUAUAUAUAACAAUAUAUUUAUGCAAUAUAUAGACGAACAUAUCAAAUAAAUAAUGAACUGUUUGUCAAAUAGAAGUAUAUGAUUAUUUAAUAAUAUUAUCAUUUUUUUAUUCUUUUUUUCUAUAGACAAUAUUAUCGAAUUACUCGAUUUACCUAAUGAAAUGAUCUUAUCCAUAAUGAAUAAAGUCAAACCUCAAGCGAUAUUAUUUUGUUCUAUUAUUAAUAUCGGAAAUCAUCGUUUGGAACAACUUGCUCUUGAUAAAUGUUAUUCGAUUGAUCUAAGUUUUGAUUAUUAUCAUUCGCCAUAUGAGUUACUUCUCAAACGAUUUUAUUCAGAUGUUUUACCUCGUCUUUACAAUAAUAUUCAAUCAUUGACAAUCACUCUUAAAAAUUUGUUAUAUAUUGAUGCUGCUAUCAAAGCAAUUGAUGAUGAAAUUCUUCCUAAUUUAAGACAUUUGAAAAUAUUAGCAGGUCGUCGUCGUCAUUAUACGGGAACGCCUUUCACAAUAAGUAAAUUAUAA